AUGAUCUUUUUAGAGCCUGAAGUAGACUACUUUAGAAUACGCCUACAUCAACUUGCAUUACCACAUGAACUUUGUCGCUCCACUUCAGUCAAACGCUCUUCCUGUAGCGUUGAAGAAACAACAACAACAAAAACAAAAACAACAAAGAUUGAAGGAGAAGAAGAGACUGUCUCUUUAGAAGAAAAGGCAGAGGCCCUUCAUCGUGCCUUACUAACCGCCCUCUAUCAAAGAUUUCCCUAUGAAAGUCCAGAUACAUUGGAGAAUGUUUAUAUACUAUCCGUUACCCAUCUGGCCUCACCGCCCCUCGCAGGAAUGAUGUUAACUUCAGAGGAACUCGCGGCUCUUCAAACCUCAGAAACUUUUCUUCCACCGGAGUUGCGUUCUCGAACGUUUCCAUCUCAUCUGAAUGCCAUUCUUUCUGCAAGUGCUCCCACUUGUAAAAGUAGUAGCGAAGGAACAGAAACGGUUGAAGGGAAUGAAAAAAAUAAAGUAGAGAGUAAUGUUCAUACUCGUCAAUUUAAUGAUACAUAUUUUAUUCUAGCACCUGAACUUACGAAGGAACAACAACAGUUAUAUCAACGAACGCAUGGAAAUGUAAAUGGAACAUGGUAUAAACGAAAAACUUCUAUGGAAACUUCACCAACCAAGUCAACGACAGCAUGGAAUAAUAAAACAUCAUUGACUGGGGAAGAUAAUGUAAAGAUUGCAGAAGGUAUGAAGGGAUUUCGUGUAAUUGAUGGUAAUAUGAUUCAUUACGUAACUGCAGGACAGACUUCUCGUGAUGAUCAAGUAUCACGAUCUUUACAGUUUUCUGUUUUUAAGAUUCCUCUUUCUCGAUUUGAACCAGAUGAACAACAGUAUUAUACCAAUAAACGUGAGGAAACAAGAUUUUGGGGUAGUGUCCUAUCAUCAUCAUCAUCAUCUAGUAAAGAAAAUAAUCCUACCUCAUCUUCAGAGGAAUAUUUAAAUAAAACUAUGCGAAAUAUGUUAGCAUAUGAAAUACCAGAAAGAUAUCGUACAGAAGAUGAUGCAUCCAUGGCACAGUUUUUUUCCAAGUGUGGAUCUAUUUUACGUUCCUACUCCACACCUAUGACUGGAGUAAAGGAAGAGGUAAAAGAUCAGAAAGAAACAUGUAGCUCAACAGAGAAACCCAUUCUUACACCAAAUUCUUCUGAACCUCGUAAAUCAAGAGAAGGUGGUGGUAUCUUUUCUGCAUUUGGAGUUCGACGUCUUGUAUAUUCCUUUGCCCCAUGUGAUUGUUAUCACCUCGUUACCGAUGAUAAUAAUCCUCUUUAUUAUGCCAAGUCUAGUCGAGCCGCGUAUGAUGCUCGUACGGUGAGUAUUACCCUCGUAUCUGACUUGACGACAUCGCCGUGGUUAUCGCCAACCAUAUCACUCGCACGGUGUGCUGGCUCGGCAACACAAAUGAUGACAGGAAGUGGAGGCAUCUCAACAGGGGGAGUCAAUGCCGCCGCGCUUGAAGGACUCGUCUCUUCUAAUCAACCAUCACGCGCAGCAUCGCCAGAUCCAAUUGCCUCCCUGAGGCGUUCAUCUGCCCGUGAUAGCGGUAGAAGUCCUUCUCCACAGCCACUGCUGCCAAGGAAAAAAAAGGGUCCAAGUGGAUCACGAACAUCAUUUGAGAAUUUAACAUCAAAAACCGAUGGGUUUCUUCGACUUACUACAUCCCUUUCCUGUAACAAUAUUUCUGGUAAUCCAAAACACAGAAAAGAGAGUCUUUUAGAGAAAGGACUUUCACUAAAUGAGCAACAGUUACCCGAUGAGACAAAUAAUUCACAUAAUAAUAUAGGUAAUAAAAAAGAACGUAUACAACAAAAUGGUAUUGUUGAUAACCUUUUUAGACUUCUAGCUACCUCUUCUGUGGCUCAACAUCAACUGCGUCAUGGCACUAUUAGACCAGUAGUCUCUAUUGCCGUUCUUGAUAGGGAAGAAGGUCCUUGUGGUAGAAGUCUUCUAGCUAAAAAUGAUUCAGACAAAAUUAACUGUCACGGUCUGCUUGAUCACACGUGGUACUCAAUACCAGUUCAGCGGGUACCAAAGAUACAGGAUGACGUUCAAUGGAUGCCUAUCAUAUUUGGAAGUACAGAAUGUGUUAGUGAUGUGGGAUAUCGCACUGCUAUGCAAAUAGGAUUCUUUCCAAAGAAGCAAAAGGUGGCUGAGUCGGGCCCUAACAGCCGUUGGACAACUGAUGGCAUCCUUCCCACACUAGAUGGAGCAAAACAAUCUUUAAACACAGCUUCUCAUCAAACAAAAAGUGCACUAGCACCCCGAGACCCUAAUAUAACAAAUACCAAAACGAGUGAUGCUCAAUACCCGAUGAAAACGACACCCUCUUCAGGAACAGCAUCUACCAAUACGGUACAACUUCAAAGUGAUGAUCAACCGGCUAGUGUUACUGCUCGAAGGGGUGGAGUUGCGAUGUCCUUUGGUACUGGAAAUGAAGAGAAACCAGCUAGUGUU
Trypanosoma theileri is the source of this 2478-nucleotide messenger RNA. RefSeq lists its product as uncharacterized. Lineage: Eukaryota; Euglenozoa; Kinetoplastea; Trypanosomatida; Trypanosomatidae. The transcript has a single exon. The record is from RefSeq and is a predicted model, not a curated record. The annotation marks the transcript as partial.